Messenger RNA from Scedosporium apiospermum, 2118 nucleotides. RefSeq lists its product as uncharacterized. Lineage: Eukaryota; Fungi; Ascomycota; Sordariomycetes; Microascales; Microascaceae. The coding region runs from base 1 to 2118 and encodes 705 amino acids. Gene Ontology annotation, molecular function: heme binding; oxidoreductase activity, acting on paired donors, with incorporation or reduction of molecular oxygen; monooxygenase activity. The transcript has 6 exons. The record is from RefSeq and is a predicted model, not a curated record.
AUGCCCGAGUAUCCUGGCUGGGGUCUGGAUCUUCGGCACACUGCCCGGAGGGGAACCGUCACGUUUUUGGGGGAUUUCCACUCCUACAGCUGCUGCUCGGCGAUUCUAAGUGUGCGCGAGGCAGCCAUGAUGAUGGUCAUGGACCUCCUCACGGACAAGCCCGACUGGCAUGUCAAGGUGUUUGACGACGACAUCGCCGAGAAGUGGCGCCAGGAAGCUCUUGGUUGGUCCGACCACGCCUUGAGUAGUCGGUUCGCCCCGAGCGGCUCCUGCCCCCCGGGUAUCUUGGAUAGGGAAUCCGUCGACUUUGUGAGUUCUCCCCAACGAGUACCGAGCCUGUCAUUGCACACCGGCAUGCCGUCGCGCCCUGCUUACCAGUCGAGCAGUUCAUCCUUGAACUGCGGGAUAAAGCCGAGUGCUACAGGCCGCGUUGCGCGAAGCCUUUGCGCGGCUGCAGGCGGACAGCUCGUCUCGGCCGGACUGGCAUCCCUGGACGAACGAAACGGUGCUGGACCUCGUCCAUCCGUCCAUGUACCCGCUGGUCUACGGCCGCCCGCUCUUUCUCCAGACGAAGUUGUCGGGGUGGAAGACGCCGUAGAUAAGUGGGCCGGGAAGGGGGAAGUGAUUCCCCGUCCCGCAGAAGGGGACGAGGGAAGAGAUGCGAAGAAAGAUCCCUACUGGUCGACUACCUACCAGUGGCUCCCAGCGAAUCUCAAGUUUACGGCCGAUGGCGGCGUGCAUUUCACUAGUUAUAUCAACAACCUGCACCCGACCAAGUACGCGGACAUCUACAAGACGGUCGAGAGACUCAUCGGGGUAGCGCUCCCCAUGUGGGAUCACUGCUUUUGGCACGGCGCCACCGGACGGACCGGACCGCGCUUUGGCCAUUUGGGCAUUAGCGACCAGGACGCGUAUUGGGAGCCGCCGUCAGCCAAGGAAAUGCUCGCGAGAGAGAAAGCAGCUGCAGCAGCCGAGAAAGCAGCGAACCGGGCCAAGGACGCGGCAGAGCGAACCCGAGCUUCCAUGCACGGCUCAGCUAAACGACGUGAACAAGAUGACUUGCCCGAACUCAACCCGCGGAUGCCCCCAGAGCUCACAGAUCGACGCCGGAUUCUCGAUUUCAUACGGAAUAGCAAAACUAUACUGCAGAAUGGCCGCGUACGAUUCAAGGACAAGCCCUACAAAGUCAUGUCAGAAUGGGGACGGAUGGUUGUCCUGCCCCCUGAAUGUGUCGAUGAACUGAGAAGCGACCCACGGAUGUACUUUACAACACCGGUCACGGAUCAGCCGAGGCUAGAGCGCGAGGCCAAAAAAAGGGUCUUCGACGACUCUAUUGAAUGGUUUGAGGCGGAGUAUUGCGGGAGACCCCACCACAUUACCAUCAGUCAGAUUACCCUCUCCGUUGUGGCCAUCCGCACUCCAACCGAUCUGCUCCACCAGACAAUGACGGAUAUCGCACUGCAGCCGGAACUUUUUGAGCCGCUCCGAGAAGAAGUGAUUCGAGUGCUUGGCUCACAUGGUCUCAAGAAGACUUCAUUUUACAAUCUGAAGCUGAUGGAUAGCGUGCUGAAAGAAAGCCAACGGCUGAAACCCUCCCUCCUUGGAAGCUUUCGGCGCCAAGCAACUGCAGAUAUCAGACUCACCAAUGGAUACACUAUCAAGAAGGGCACGAGGAUUGUAAUUGAUAGUAGCCAUAUGUGGGGUUCAGAAUAUUAUCAAAACCCGGAAAAGUAUGACGGGUAUCGCUUUCUGAGAAUGCGCGAGACUCCAGGGGAGGACAAGAACACCCGGCUAGUGAGCACUAGCAGCAGCCAUCUGGGCUUCGGGCAUGGGCUUCACGCCUGCCCUGGACGAUUCUUUGCGGCCAACGACAUCAAGAUUGCGCUGUGCCAUCUUCUAUUGAAGUACGACUGGCGACUCCCAGACGGAUUCUACCCAAAGCCUGUGAACUAUGGAAUGACUUUCUUGACAGACCCAGGGACUACGUUAUUCUUGAGGAGACGGAAGGAGGAGAUUGACUUUGAAACCUCAGUGUCCUCGCCCGCCAUCCCCAGCGAGUCAGCCAGACAAAUGAUCGGCAAGGAUACUAUCCGGGAUUUUGCGAAUGACAGAGCCUAG